ACCUGAGAGAAGAAGAAGAAGAAGAAGAAGAAGAAGAAAAGAUGGCGGAAGUAUACACAACAGUCACCCUACUGCAGAAAGCAUGACUACACGACAUUGAUAUUCAGAAAUGUCUGCAGGUUGUGUGAGGUGGAUGCUGAGCCGCACAGUGAAAGCUGUGUGUGUUGGCAGCCAUGGAUACUGGACACCAGCGUCAAGAUUCACCAUACGCAGUGAGAGAUCUAACCUCAUUGCUUCCUCCUGGCGAGGGUCUCCAUUCUGCUCUGCUGUAGACGACACAGAAAAACCUCCCACGCCAAAGAAGAAGAAGCCUGGUCCUCGAGCUCACGGCACAAUCAGCUCCGUCGGCCAUGACAUCCCGCACCGUGAGAUUCAGUUGAUAAGUGAGACGGGCGAGAACUUGGGCACCAUGCACCGCGGGAGUGUGAUCAGACUCAUGGACAAGAACGGUCUCAAAUUAGUGCUGCUCAGUGAGCACCAGGAUCCUCCCGUGUACCGGCUGAUGAGCGGCAAACAGAUCCACGAAGAAAAGCUGAAACAACGGGAGAAGCAGAAAGCUAAAGCCCCCACGCAGGUGAAAGAGAUCAGCUUCCUCUCUUGCAUCUCCUCUCAUGACCUCUCCACUAAGAUGAAUCGGGUGGGGAGCUGGCUGGAGAAGAAGAACCACGUUAGAAUAACUAUGAAAGCAGGACGGAGGGGACCUUCAGACAACCUGGACAUAACUCUGGAGGAGAUAGUGGAAGGAAUGGAGAAGACGGUGGGAUAUGUUUCUAAGCCGGCACUCAUACAAGACGGCCAAGCAGCCAUGUGCAUCCUGAGGCCGCCUUCAGCAAAGGACCUGUUAAAAAAAGACAAGAACAAGACUGCAGCAGAGGUGGUGCCGCCUGGAGACAAAAGCACGACGACCAUCGAGAGCGUAGCAUCUGUUGUCAGCAGCACGGACACAACAGAAGGGUCUUUACAGCAGUGAUGUGACGGAAAUAAAACAUUCUCAUGAAAACAAAAAGCCUGUGCUCACAGUUUGGUGUGAAUCGCUUCAUCAGGAAGUGCUUGUGUUGUGUAGAGGUUUUACUAAGCUUGGUGUUAUACAUAUAAUGAUGCAUCCACGCAAAGCUAAACAGCUAAAAGAAAAUGUUGUGCAUGUGCGAGUUUUUAAAGAAUGGUGCCCCAUGUAUAAUAUCUGUACUUGAAAAUAUGACAUAGUUUUACUUACCUAAAGACUACCUUUAUUUGAUAAGUGCAGGUUACUUUUUACAGGCACAUUCUGAAAAACACAAACUGAAAUGUCCUGUUAUCCCAUAUUAAAAAAAAAAUUGUAAGAAA
Messenger RNA from Notothenia coriiceps (black rockcod), 1323 nucleotides. It is a transcript of the gene mtif3, whose product is annotated as mitochondrial translational initiation factor 3. Gene Ontology annotation, biological process: mitochondrial translational initiation; ribosome disassembly. Gene Ontology annotation, cellular component: mitochondrion. The transcript has 4 exons. Gene Ontology annotation, molecular function: translation initiation factor activity; ribosome binding. Bases 110 to 970 code for a protein of 286 amino acids. The record is from RefSeq and is a predicted model, not a curated record. Lineage: Eukaryota; Metazoa; Chordata; Actinopteri; Perciformes; Nototheniidae.